Molecule: messenger RNA, 627 nt
Organism: Cucumis melo (muskmelon)
Lineage: Eukaryota; Viridiplantae; Streptophyta; Magnoliopsida; Cucurbitales; Cucurbitaceae
Exons: 2
Source: RefSeq, a predicted model, not a curated record
AUGGCAGAGAGUUUGCCUAAGACUCUACCUCCACUCAGGGGGAUAGAUCAUGAGAUAGAACUUCUACCCGGGGCGAGACCCCCUGCAAAGAAUGCGUAUCACACGGGGCCGCCAGAAUUGGCAGAAUUGGUAGAGUUCUUGGACGCUGGAACCUACUAUUUAUUUGGAAGAAAGCCUACCUUCCUUGAGGGAUUCUCUUCAAGAACAGGGCCCUUAACGGAGUUGUUGAAGAAAGACCAUAAGUGGGAAUUGGACCCCAGAAUCUCAGGCUGCCUUCGGGGAUCUGAAGAAGGCCAUGAUGGAAGGGCCGGUUCUCGGAAUUGCCGAUGUAAGCAAAGCAAGUGGAAACCGACGCAUCUGAUUUUGGCCUUAGUCCUCCAAGACGGCCAUCCCAUUGCCUAUGAGAGCAGGAAACUGAAGGAUGCGGAGAGGAGAAGCCGGAGAGAAAGAAAUGCUUGCAGUGGUACACUGUCUGAGAGCCUGGAGACAAGAUUUCUUGGGAUCCCAGUUCGUAGUCAGACGGACAAUAGAAAGAUAUGCCACUUUUUCAGUCAACCCAAAUUGACCUCUAAACAAGCUCGUUGGCAAGAAUGCUUGGCCGAAUUUGAUUUUCAGAAGACAGGCCAG